AUGGCUACAGAAGCAAGACGAUACAUCGACCAGAGAAACACAUCGACAUACCUUGAGUGUACACUUUUGGCACUUCUUUCUAAUGAAUGUUCAGUCCACUUCUCACGACCACAAAAGAGUACAAAAUACUCGCAUCAAUUUCUUAAAGUGAGUAAACUGACUUUGUACCAAAGCGAAGUCUGGCAACUCGAAGUCUCGAGUCUUGUGAAGAGACGCUGCAAAGAAAUGGAAAAUGUGUAUAUUUUAAAGGGCGCGUCACAAAAGACGGCUUUAAGAAGAGCACUCAACAAAAAAAGAAGAGAAACUAUGCAUAUCUUAGAGGAUAUAUUAUAUGAGGAGGGGUAUUCAGUAUCAUACAAGGGUGAAAACAGAGAAGGUAUUUAUGGUGAGAUGUCAGUAGUCUUUCCUAAUGGUAUAAUCUUAAAUAAUGAUCGUAUAGAACGGCUUGGUAAACUGGUAUGGGAACAUGUGAAUGGACAUAUGGGUGAACGUGGUGUCGUGGUAAAGCAAUUUGAACUCACAGGCUUUGUUGAUACGAUAUGUAACGAACUCUUUUGA
Entamoeba invadens IP1 is the source of this 558-nucleotide messenger RNA. RefSeq lists its product as hypothetical. The record is from RefSeq and is a predicted model, not a curated record. The transcript has a single exon. Bases 1 to 558 code for a protein of 185 amino acids. NCBI's taxonomy places the organism in Eukaryota, Evosea, Mastigamoebida, Endamoebidae.